AUGGACACCGCAACGACCACAGGCCGGCCGGGCCAGGCCCACUCUUCGAAAUGGCGGUACUGGGCCGACAAGCUCGCGGUCGAGUCGGAGCCCGGGCUGACGAGCGCGCAACUGAUGCUGACGAACUAUGACCUGAAACCACGAACCAGCGUCGAGCCCGAGAGACGCCAAUGGGGCCCCUGGAACUUCGUGGCCUUCUGGGUUGCCGACUCGUUCAACGUCAACACGUGGAUGAUAUCGUCGUCCAUGAUCGUCAGCGGGCUCUCGUGGUGGCAGUCGUGGCUGUGCGUCUGGAUCGGCUACGCCAUCGCCGGCGCCUUCAUCUGCCUGACGGGCCGCAUCGGCGCCGUCUACCACAUCGGCUUCCCCGUCGUGAACCGGUCCUCGUUCGGCAUCUGGGGCAGUCUGUGGCCCGUCUUCAACCGCGCGGCCAUGGCGUGUAUUUGGUACGGCGUGCAGGCCUACAUCGGAGGCCACUGCGUCUAUCUCAUGAUCCGGUCCAUCUGGAAGUCCUGGGACCGCAACGAGAUCCCCAACACGUUCCCCGAGGACUCGGGCACGCGCACCGCCGACUGGGUCUCCUUCUUCAUCUUCUGGCUCUGCUCGCUGCCGGCCAUCUGGUUCCCCGUCCACAAGAUCCGCCACCUGUUCACCGUCAAGUCCUACGUCGUCCCCUGCGCCGGCGUCGCCUUUCUCGUCUGGGCCGUCGUCCGCGCCGGCGGCGUCGGCCCCAUCGUCCGGCAGCCGGCCAAGCUGCAGGGCAGCGCGCUCGCGUGGGAGUUCGUCAAGGGCGUCAUGUCGUCCAUCGCCAACUUCGCCACGCUCAUCGUCAACGACCCGGACUUCUCGCGCUUCGCCGGCAAGCCCCGCGACGCGCUGUGGUCCCAGCUCAUCACGAUCCCCGUCGGCUUCGCGCUGACGUCCUUCAUCGGCAUCAUGGUCUCGUCCUCGUCGACCGUCAUCUACGGCGAGGAGAUCUGGGACCCGCUCGACCUGCUCGAGCGGUUCAUCGACGACGGCGGCUCGGCCCAGCGCUUCGGCGUCUUCGUCAUCGCCGCCUCCUUCGCCCUCGCCCAGCUCGGCACCAACAUCGCCGCCAACUCCGUCUCGGCCGGCACCGACAUGACGGCCCUGCUGCCCCGGUGGAUCAGCAUCCGCCGCGGCGGGUACAUCUGCGCCGCCGUCGGCCUCGCCAUGUGCCCGUACACGCUGCUCACCUCGUCCAACCAGUUCACCACCUACCUGUCGUCCUACAGCGUGUUCCUCAGCUCCAUCGCCGGCGUCAUGUGCUCCGACUACUACCUCGUCCGCCGCGGGUACCUCGAAAUCAAGGAGCUGUACGACGCGCGCAAGACGGGGCCCUACUACUUCACCUACGGCUUCCACUGGCGCGGCUACGUCGCCUACGUCGCCGGCAUCCUCAUCAACGUCGUCGGGUUCGCCGGCGCCAUCGGCCGCGACGUGCCCGCGGCGGCCACCUACAUCUACAACCUCAACUUCUUUGGCGGCUUCAUCGUCUCGAGCGGCGUCUACUGGGGCCUCUGCAAGCUGUCGCCGAUCCCGGCCUGCAGCGACAGGUGGAUGGAGGUCGGAGACGAGAUCGACGACGUCCGCGUUGCCUACGGCGCCGACAGCCAGGACUUUGACGAGGAGGCCGUCACUGGUUACUCCAAGGGUAUGGAUGAUGGAGCGAAGCGGAUUUGA
Colletotrichum higginsianum IMI 349063 is the source of this 1704-nucleotide messenger RNA. Its product is annotated as Uridine permease. Bases 1 to 1704 code for a protein of 567 amino acids. The record is from RefSeq and is a predicted model, not a curated record. Gene Ontology annotation, molecular function: nucleobase transmembrane transporter activity. The transcript is spliced from 5 exons. Gene Ontology annotation, cellular component: plasma membrane. Gene Ontology annotation, biological process: transmembrane transport; nucleobase transport. Lineage: Eukaryota; Fungi; Ascomycota; Sordariomycetes; Glomerellales; Glomerellaceae.